UUUACUUCGUAAAUGAAGGGAAAGAAGAACGAAAAGAAGAAGGGGAUCCAAAUAAAGUCCACGUGAUAGACGGUGGCGAUCUCGUGCAUACGCAAUAGGCUAUCACACGUGUUGACGUGUACAUAAGUUCUCGGACACGAGCGAGAGCUAACCGCGUGAAAACAGAGUCGGCAGUAGUAAUAAAGGAUUAUAAAAGAGAAUGGCGAUUCCGGCGGGGAGAAAAGGCGGAGGAGGGAUGUCGAGGACCGUACUGAUUACAGGGGUGAGCCGAGGACUGGGAAGAGCCCUGGCGUUGGAGAUGGCGAAGAGGGGGCACACGGUAAUAGGAUGCGCACGGUCGCAAGAUAGAAUCGCCUCCUUACAAGCCGAGUUCUCUCAGCAGGAAGACCCUUCCAAGCAUCUUCUCAUGGAUAUCGACAUUAGGUCAGAUAGCAACAUUGAGGAGCUUGCACGGCUUGUGAUGGAGAAAAAGGGAGUCCCAGAUAUCAUAGUUAACAACGCAGGUACUAUCAAUAAGAACAAUAAGAUCUGGCAAGUGCCAGCGGAAGAGUUCGAUUCUGUUAUAGACACCAAUAUAAAGGGUACGGCAAAUGUACUGCGUCACUUCCUUCCACCGAUGAUAGAAAAGAAGCAAGGGAUUAUUGUCAAUAUUUCAUCUGGUUGGGGAAGAUCUGCAGCUGCGGAGGUUGCACCUUAUUGUGCUUCAAAAUGGGCAAUUGAGGGCUUAACACGGUCAGUGGCAAAGGAGUUACCACUUGGUGUGGCAAUUGUUGCACUUAGUCCUGGUGUGGUGAACACUGAAAUGCUUGCAUCAUGUUUUGGCAGUUCUGCUUCCCUAUAUCAAACGCCCGAAGCAUGGGCUCCGAAAGCAGCUAUGAUGAUACUUAACCUGACGACAGAAGACAAUGGUGCGUCUCUGACCGUGUGAUGAUGACUGAGCAUGAGCACCUCAACAAUGAUAUGUGAACAAAUGUACUUCCCUUGUAGUGGGUAUUUUUAUAGAUUGGAAUUUGAUUUAAUUCUAGUUGAGGCAAUACAAAAUGAAAUUUACAAGAUGAGAAGGUUUCUGUCA
Molecule: messenger RNA, 1072 nt
Organism: Magnolia sinica
Lineage: Eukaryota; Viridiplantae; Streptophyta; Magnoliopsida; Magnoliales; Magnoliaceae
Product: NADPH-dependent pterin aldehyde reductase
Exons: 6
Coding region: 200-928 (242 amino acids)
Biological process (GO): folic acid-containing compound metabolic process
Cellular component (GO): cytosol
Molecular function (GO): oxidoreductase activity, acting on the CH-OH group of donors, NAD or NADP as acceptor
Source: RefSeq, a predicted model, not a curated record